This is a messenger RNA of Guillardia theta CCMP2712, 615 nucleotides long. RefSeq lists its product as hypothetical. Lineage: Eukaryota; Cryptophyceae; Pyrenomonadales; Geminigeraceae. The transcript has a single exon. The record is from RefSeq and is a predicted model, not a curated record. The coding region runs from base 1 to 615 and encodes 204 amino acids.
AUGGCAGACCGACCGACGACCAACGUGCCCAAUCGCGACUCCUCUGGAUACCCGUCUGCUGCAGCUUCCGCCUCCCCGGAGCCAUUUCCCUUCCCCAUCCCUUUGCCCUUCUUUCCAUUCAAUCAGUCCCCAAUACAACAGCAGCCCCUCGAACGACCUUCCAGUGAUUUCGAGAACAGAUGUUUGUCUUGUGGCAACGUGUUACCUCCAGGGGGCAACGAUAUCUCCUGUGAGUUCUGCUUAACAGCCUCCGAAGGCUUCGCGAACAGCUUCGAGCAUGACAUCCCCGGCGCCUCUCAUAGCGGGAUCAUCGAUCCUCGCUCAUUGAAGAAGCUCCCCGAACCGCCCCAGGCGAGAGCAAAGCUUCCGUCCAUUCCUGAAGGAGCCAACCGAGUUCGUCUGGCUGCUGCUGCUCCCGGCACGAGAGACGCAGCAACCCAUUCUGUGCGCGAGCCAACUCAGGAGCAUCAUGAUGACAGGGACAGGGAAGACGUCAAGGGCUCUCGCCCGACAGGCAAAGAUUUGACGCCAAGGAAGCGUUCCUUGUUUGAGUACGUUGGAAUUGCUGCCUUGGCCUUGACUCUUGUGCUCCUCCUCAGAAGGUGGAGGAGAUGA